Talaromyces atroroseus is the source of this 624-nucleotide messenger RNA. RefSeq lists its product as hypothetical. The transcript is spliced from 2 exons. Lineage: Eukaryota; Fungi; Ascomycota; Eurotiomycetes; Eurotiales; Trichocomaceae. The coding region runs from base 1 to 624 and encodes 207 amino acids. The record is from RefSeq and is a predicted model, not a curated record.
AUGGCAGGAGCUCAUUCAGAACGAACCUGGGCAGAGGAGCCGGCAUUGGUGAAAAUCAUCCACUGGUACAAGCUGUUCGACUCCGACACGCCCCCCAGACUCGGCAUUGACAUUGAACGGCGACUGCCAUAUACAGCCCUCUCUGCAUUUUCCGUCGGUCUCGGUGUUGGCUCAAACCAUGGAGCGCGAAAGGCCGCAUACCAGUUCCGAGCGGAAAACGCCCACAGAUUCCCGACUACGUCGACAGGCUGGUUCCAGUACCAUAAGACGAAGAAUUAUAAGUCUAUUGUGGGCGGCGUGUUCGACGGAGCCAAACUGGGCACAAAGCUAGGUCUUGGUGCUAUGGCUUUCUGUCUGUUCGAAGAGACGGUCGAUUGUGCUCGCCAUGAUCGCCGAGACUUUCUCUCGACCGUCAUCGCUGGCCUGUCAUUCUCUGGCAUCUACAGUGUGCUAGCUCGUCAUGAUAUAUACACUGCUGCGCGCACCACGAAACUGGGUCUGAAGCUGAGUCUCGCGUACGGGUUAACCCAAGAUGCUCUCGAGACGAUGAAGGGAAAUCGUCCUGCCUACAUUCAAUAUCUCUUUGGUCCUGGCAAUUCCGAUACACCCAAGUACACUGUGUGA